Beta vulgaris subsp. vulgaris (sugar beet) is the source of this 1881-nucleotide messenger RNA. Its product is annotated as UDP-glycosyltransferase 74G1-like. Gene Ontology annotation, molecular function: UDP-glycosyltransferase activity. The record is from RefSeq and is a predicted model, not a curated record. The transcript is spliced from 2 exons. NCBI's taxonomy places the organism in Eukaryota, Viridiplantae, Streptophyta, Magnoliopsida, Caryophyllales, Amaranthaceae. The coding region runs from base 444 to 1841 and encodes 465 amino acids.
CACACGCCUUUCUAUCAUCCUAUGGAGCCAUUUACUACCAAGGGCAACGCAGAGCAGCGUAACAGGUUUUUUUUUCCUACUUAGUAUCUCUGUAUUUUACGAAAUUUAUGUUGUACCCGACCUUUUUGAAAUCCACAUUGUAUCCCUAAACUUUCUAAACUUUACACGAAACAUCCUUAUACACUCACUUUCUACCAUUCCUCCUUGCAUUAAUUCCAUUUUAUUUUACGCGCAAAAGAUUAUGAUCCAAUAAAGCUCAACACCAAAAAGCGCGUGUCUCUUACAGGACCAUAAAAAGAAGUAUAAGUCAAGAAACAAGAAUAAUAGUUGUCAAUAUGACAAUAUGUCAUAUUAGCCCCAUUUCAGCACUUCCACCUACAUAAUCACCAUCCUAAAAAAAAGCUUCUUCAGUUGACUUCAUAAGCUCCAAAAAAAAAACAGUUAUGGAGGAUGCUAAACAAGCCCAUAAGGCCCAUGUUCUUGUGGUUCCAUAUCCAAGCCAAGGCCAUAUCAACCCAAUGCUACAAUUCUCCAAACGCUUGGCCUCUAAAGGCAUCAAGCCCACCUUAGCCCCAACUAUCUGCUUCUCCAAACUCAUGCAUACUUCCAUCAGCCCAACCCACUACGGCCCAAAAAUUCAAGUUCGGCCCAUUUCAGAUGGCUACGACAAUGGUGGGUUUCUUUCGGCCGAGUCGAUUUCGGCCUACUUAGAUAGCUUUCGGACCAACGGCCCAAAAACAUUGGCCCAGCUCAUUAAUAAGCUAUCUGAGGAAGGUGAUCCAGUUAAGGCAAUUAUUUAUGAUGGGCAGUUACCUUGGGCUUUGGAUGUGGCCAGACAGUUUGGGCUUGUUGCUGUGUUGUUUUUUACUGAGACAUGUUCAGUGAAUAGCAUAUACUACCAUGUUCAACGUGGGCUGAUCAAGCUCCCACUUAUGGGCCCUGGCCCAAUUAAAGUGUCUGUUCCGGGUUCGGUGGAGCUCCAACCGUGGGAGGCUCCAUCACUUGUGCAAAAUUAUGAUGCAUUGCGGGUUUGGUUUGAUGAAAUUUUGAAGCAGUUUUCUGAUAUUGAUAGAGUAGAUUGGGUGCUUUUCAAUAUUUUCUAUGACAUGGAGAAAGAGGUGGUUGAUUGGAUGACGAAAAUGUGGAAAGUAAGAACCAUAGGACCAACAAUUCCAUCAUACUACCUAGACAAAAGACUAGAAGAUGACAAAGACUACAACUUCCAUCGCUUCAAGCCAAACGCACCCAUAUGCAAGAACUGGCUAGACACCAAGCCAAGACAUUCCGUCAUCUACAUGUCCUUCGGAAGCUUAGCAAAGUUAUCCGAACAACAAUUUGAAGAACUAGCAUAUGCUUUAAAAAACACCAACCAAAAUUUCUUAUGGGUCGUAAGAGAAUUAGAGCAACCCAAACUUCCUAAGGGGUUCAUAGACCAAACUUCAGGACAAGGCCUAAUAGUAUCAUGGGCGUCUCAGCUAGAGAUAUUAGCCCAUGACGCGAUAGGUUGUUUCGUGACUCAUUGUGGAUUCAACUCGGUGCUCGAAGCAUUGUGUAUCGGAGUGCCGGUGGUGGGGGUGCCACAUUGGGGUGAUCAAGGGACUAAUGCUAAGUUUGUGGAGGAUGUUUGGAGAAUUGGGAUAAGAGCUAAUGUAGAUGAGAAGGGAAUUGUGAGAAGAGAUAAGUUGGAGAAAUGUAUAAAGGAAGUGAUGGAAGGUGAAAAAAGGAAAGAGCUUAUGAUGAAUGUGGCUAAAUGGAAGAAGUUAGCUAAACAAGCAAUGGAUGAAGGUGGAAGUUCUGAUGAGAAUAUUAAUGAGUUUGUGGGUUAUUUAGCAGGAUGUUAGCAGUAGGUAAUCUUUUAAUUAAGCUUUCAUUAUUGUAUGA